UCUUCUGUCAUUGUUUUUGCAGCAGCCACAGUAGGAGACACAGAGGAGACCUCUCUGACCAUGAACAUGUUAACGCCAUUAGUUUUAGCCAUUUUGAUCAUAUGUCUUUCGUCCCUCACGUCAGCAACGGUGGUCCAAGAUUUUAAUCAUGUAGAGAGAUGCAAGGACUCCCUGUAUAUGGGGACACCACCGCGGGGGAUCAUCGACACCAAACUGAAGAAGAUCUGCCAACGAUACGCAGACAAACCUCGUUAUGUAACCCUGUACGACCCCCAGAAGCGGAUUCCGGUCUACUCAGCUUACACCUUCAAGAAAACAGAGGGAGACAGACGUGUGGACUACCCUUGGAUGUAUGAGCCACAGCUGGCAGAAGUUGAUGGCAAUGGAAACAUGCUGCCCUUCCCCACUGGUUACCUGCACAUGAAGUUUGAGGACAGCCAGGCAGUCCUCGAUGACUACUCUGAUGUGGUCCUGUACGAGAGAGGUCACCUGAACCCAGACCAGCACCAGUCCACCCCGCACGACCGUGCAGCCACUUACACUCUGACCAACGUGGUCCCGGAGAUACGGGAGUUCAACAUCGGACCCUGGCGCGAGUACGAGGAGCGCAUCCGGGUGCGCCUCAACAACUUCUGCCGUGGCACGGCCUUCAUCGUCACCGGGGUGACCACCAGAGGCAACACGAUCCGUCGGAACAACCAGGACCGUGUGGCCAUCCCGGAAGAUGUGUGGUCCGCUUACUGCUGCACCGACUACGACCGCAACGCGCCGCAUGAUGUCCGCAUCCGCUUCCCGUCCCACGCCGCCAUGGCCAAAAACGCCAAAGAGGGCAACAGCGUCCAUGAGAUGCCGGUUCAGGAGCUUGAGAUCCUUCUGAAAAACAACAUGGACGUCGACCAGAACCUUCAGAUCUUCUAUGACAACUGCAUCUCUCCCUCACCUCUUCCUCUUUACCUCCAGCACACUAUCUGAAAGCUCUCCUGGGCUUACUCUCAAGAUAAUGGGUGGCUUAUGGUAGAUAUGUGUGCUUUCCCCUCCUCAAGAGUCAUUUAAAAAUUUAGAUAUUGUCAUUUAAAACUUUCCUUGCAGCUCUUAAAACUUAAAGAACUAGUUCUUCAAUAGGUUUUAUUUAUUAAUGCUUUCUAUCUGCCCUCUUGCAGAAAAUGACCACAUGACAAAGGGAGCUAGUUUGUUGGGAGAGGGACUAUAAUAGUGAUGUGUGGUGUGUUAUGCAAACCCAUUUAAUAAACUAUCAAAAUUUA
Molecule: messenger RNA, 1262 nt
Organism: Dicentrarchus labrax (European seabass)
Lineage: Eukaryota; Metazoa; Chordata; Actinopteri; Moronidae
Product: endonuclease domain-containing 1 protein
Exons: 2
Coding region: 61-972 (303 amino acids)
Molecular function (GO): nucleic acid binding; metal ion binding; hydrolase activity
Source: RefSeq, a predicted model, not a curated record